AUCCACGGGAAAAUCAUAUCGCAACGUAGCGUCAUACAAAAUGUGGCUUGGUGUAGAAAUAAUUCUAUUUGGAGUCUUUUCCGUAGGAUUAGGCCAACAAUCGCCCAACACUACGCAACUGUCGUGUUUCCAUUGCAACCCUCUCAAUCAGAGUGCAGCCUGUGUGAAUCCGAUAAGCAAUUUUUUAGGGGCAACCAAUUGUACCACUUUAUUGGCAGGAAAUGCAACAGCGCACUGCUUUUCAGCUUAUAUAAAUUAUACUAGUAUAACGUACAGAUCGGGCGUAUACAGAAGCUGUACGAAUGUUUCCAAUUACUGCAACUGGCUCCAGCAGGAAUCCAUAAAGGAAAACGCCACAUUCAAUUGCGUAAUGUGCAACUCUUCCGCUUGUAACUCUCACCUUAUUAACACCUCUAGCGUGGCCUAUCCUCCCCCACAGGCGCCCAAUCCAGAGCCGUCUCAACCGCCGAAUUCGCCUGGAAAUACCAGCCGCAUGUAUCUGUCCUGCUAUUACUGCAACCCUGGAAGUCAAAAGUCGCAAUGCGCUAGACCGUCGCUAAACAACGUCGCAAUAGUUAAUUGCGCUUCAGUAGCCCCAAGCCUUUAUUCCAAUAUGACUUGCUACUCAGCAUAUGUGGAUUACAAUAACCUACCUGGCAGAUCAAGUGACACUGGCAUAUACAGAGGAUGCGGAGUUGUACCAACAUACGGAAGUUACUGCCAAUGGUUGAAUUCAUAUCUAAGCCCGGCCAGAGUAAUAUCCUGCAAUAAUUGUAGUAGCGGCACUUGUAACAACCACAGAUUCUCCAGCUCCGGGAAUAUCACCGGAGGAGCGUCAUCGAUAACCGUCAGCGUUUUUGGAAUGCUUCUAAUCAUUACUAUGUUAUUCGCAUCCUAGUCAAAACGUUUUUGAUUGCGUUGUACUUACCGUUCCACCAGUAGACGGUUUUUUAUAUUAAGUUAUUUAGUUGACCGACAUACUGGUACUCAUAAAAAUCCGUUUGUUAAUAAAAUUUUAGCAAAUAACAGACUUUAUGACGUCACUGUUUUCUACAGUAAUAAUUAAUUUUUGAUGUUUAGGUACCUUUGAAAAUGUAUAUUAACAAUAUAGAAUAACAAAAAGAACCGCUAAAUAUAGGUCUGUAUAAUAUGCCUAGAAAAAGUAAUGGGGACUUUCGUUAUAACUGGAAUAUUAGCCUUGCAAAUUACAAUUAGAAUUACUUUUAUUUCCGUAGCACAAUACAAUGUGUGGAAAAAGUUAAAAAAAACAAAAGAAUAACAACAACGAUACUAUAUAACACGUAACUUAUAAUAUAUAAAGAGAAGUAAACAAUAUCUCGUUUCGACAAACGAUCCUUAGAGAUACUUUACUUCAAUAGGCAAUAGAUUACAAUUUUUUUAUCCAAAUUGAAUCAGUAGAUUUUUUUCCCCGGUCUAGAUGAGUAAGAGAGGUCACUAAGGUUCCCGCAAUGUUUUAUAUAAAUCGGUGUUUGACGCAAUUUUGUUGUUAUUAGGAUUGGAAACCCCAUAGAAUGAAAUGUUAAAGGUGUGUGUGAAAUUAUAACGUUAGUAAUUAUUUACAUCCUACAGGA
Messenger RNA from Cylas formicarius (sweet potato weevil), 1592 nucleotides. RefSeq lists its product as uncharacterized. Bases 41 to 898 code for a protein of 285 amino acids. The record is from RefSeq and is a predicted model, not a curated record. Lineage: Eukaryota; Metazoa; Arthropoda; Insecta; Coleoptera; Brentidae. The transcript has 5 exons.